This is a messenger RNA of Mytilus trossulus (common blue mussel), 1799 nucleotides long. Its product is annotated as bis(5'-nucleosyl)-tetraphosphatase [asymmetrical]-like. Gene Ontology annotation, biological process: ATP biosynthetic process; AMP biosynthetic process. The record is from RefSeq and is a predicted model, not a curated record. The transcript is spliced from 2 exons. Gene Ontology annotation, molecular function: bis(5'-nucleosyl)-tetraphosphatase (asymmetrical) activity. Lineage: Eukaryota; Metazoa; Mollusca; Bivalvia; Mytilida; Mytilidae. The coding region runs from base 96 to 530 and encodes 144 amino acids.
AUGACAAUCUGAUAUGCCAGUUUAAAUAAAAAAUAGUUUUAAAAUGUCAUAUUUUACAUUUCAAAAUUGUUCUCUUGCAAGGAGGUAGGGAAGUUAUGGCUUCCGCCGGUGGUUUGGUUGCUGCUGGAUUGAUAAUUUUCCGUAAAAUUCAAAGUAAUAUCGAGUAUUUGCUUCUGCAAACAUCAUAUGGACAACACCACUGGACUCCCCCAAAAGGUCAUGUUGACCCAGGAGAAUCAGAACUCCAGACAGCCAUAAGAGAAACAGAAGAAGAAGCAGGACUUAGUGAACAAGCUUACAACAUAUUGUCAGAAUUCAAUUAUACAUUAAACUAUGAAGUGAAGGGAAGACCUAAACGAGUUGUAUAUUGGUUAGCAGAGAUGAAAAACCCUGAAUGUCCAAUUAUAUUAUCAGAUGAACAUCAGAAAUAUGUUUGGUCAACUCUUGAUCGAGCUUUGGAAUUUUCUCAAUAUUCAGACAUGCAAAAACUUUUAAAAGAGGCAGAUAAUCACAUUAAAAGUCAAAAGUAAUCAAUAACAUAUUUAUGAAGGUUGAUCAUUUUUGAAAAAACUGAAAAGUGACGUACCCAGUAAUAUACAGACAUGAUAUUAGAAUAAAAUAUGAUCAACAUGUGUAAGACUGUCAUGCGGAAUAAAGUUUUAGACAUCUUAUUCACUGGUUCGUGUCAACAAAUGCAUGUAGUGAGUUUGGAAUGACCAUGGUUGUUUUUGAGGUGUUGUAAUAACUGAUUUACAUUAUAAGCAAUACAAGAUUAUAUACAUUUUAUACCUAUUAUUAAAUAAUUAUACAUUUGUACCAUUUUUAAAGGAUUUAUGCCAUACAAUACAACACAAUUAUACAUGAUGAUGCCAGUACUUUUAUCAAACCAAUUUAAUAAGCACCCAUUGAGGGCAUGAGUACAAACAUGACAGCACAAUGAACAUCAGUUAUUGAAUAUAAUAUGCAGGAGAUAUAUGUAGCCUUGAUAAAUUUAAAUACCAGAUAUGGCCAUACUGUCCAUUAAAAUUUUACAUUAUUUUUGUUUUGUUUGUUACUACAGUUCAUAGAAAAAACUCUUUCUUUUGCUUUUUGUACUUGUUUGUCCCAUGAAUUUUAAAAAAAAUUUAUCUUUAAGAUAAACAUUUUAUGUAUGAUAGUUAAAGGUUGAUAUCAAAAUAUUAGUAAAAUUGAACAAAGACAUAGAAAGUUGGUUGUGUUUUAAUAUAUCAUAUCAAGUUUUUGAUAGUAUGAUUAUGAUGCAAUAUAAUUGAAAUUUGAAUUAUUUCUUGAUAAUAUUACAAAAGUAAGAUGAUGUAGUAUGAUUGCCAAAUGAGAAAACUCUUCCAGUUUGAAUCUGGAAAUGAUCUUACGCAGAAGGUGUUGUAUGGGAGUUAACACUAAAUGCUAGUGUGUUUAUAAUUAUACUUGUAUUAUUCAUGAUAAAAUAUUUUUUACAUCCAACCCUCUAGUUUAUAGAAUAUUUUGAAUUAUUUCCCUUAGGAUUGGAAAUGAUCAUGUUGAAUGGGAGAUAACUCUAAAUGCUAGUUUAUAGAAUAGUUUGAGUUAUUUCCCUUACUAUAUUGACAAUGAUUAGAUUUACUUCAUACUAUAUGUUCUGCAAGGUAAUAAAUCAACAUUUAGUUUCUUUCAUACUUCAAGGUUUGUUAUAUGAAGUGAUAGUAAAAGUAUUGUCACUUAUAUUUCAAAUUUACCUGAACUAGUUUUAUUUCCUUUUAUGUUACAUUUGUCUUAGAAUAUAAUAUUGAUUUUACUGAUAAUAUAAAUCAUAGAACACUGUC